This is a messenger RNA of Parnassius apollo (apollo), 741 nucleotides long. NCBI's taxonomy places the organism in Eukaryota, Metazoa, Arthropoda, Insecta, Lepidoptera, Papilionidae. The record is from the annotation of a GenBank genome assembly.
AUGCGCAGCAAGAGCCACGACCGCGACAAUCCCUACUACUGCGAUAUUGACUCGGGUCCGGAUUCAACAAAGGACUCCAUCCGUGAACUUAAAGAGAAGUGCACCUGUAGGGGUAGAGGUUUUAACGCGGAACUGAGUCUCAUCGAGCUGGAGAACCGAGAGCUGCGGAUGAAAAUUAGGCGUUUAGAGAAAGAACUUGCUGAUAAGGAAGCCGAGCUAUCAGUAGCAAGAAGCCGAUUCUUCAGUGAGUUGUCUUCGGACGGCCCGUCCCGUCGCGACGAUGUGGAGCACUACAGGCAGGCGGCCAUGCAGGCUGAACGACUGCUUGAAGCCAGGGAAGCCAGCCAUCGCCAGCAAAUUGUUCGCCUCGAGAACCAGGCUGCCCAGUUGCGAGCACAGUUGGCGGCAGAGCUGCGGCGCAGGCAGGCGUACGUGGCGCGCAGCGGGCGCGCGGCGCGAGACGUGCAGCGCCUGCGCACCGCGCUCGGUGACUCGCUGCGUGCCGUCGCACAGAGUGCACAGUACGUAGCGUGUGACAUCAGUGCUUGCGCACCGCGCUCGGUGACUCGCUGCUGCAGUCACACAGGUAGUGUCGUGUGUAGUGUACGGAGUGCACAGUACGUGGAGUGUGAAGACCCUGCUCUGGACUCCUAUACGCUGGAACACGAGGCGAGGAAACUGGACAACACGCUCACCCAUAGCCUGCCGCCUCUCAACGACAGCUAUGACUCCUCGAAAUAA